AUGGACGGCUUACCUAGGGAUCUCGUGGACAAGAUUCUCUUCAGGGUAGACCACAGAUCUCUGGCGAUGAUGCGUUGCACAAAUAGAUCUCUCCAAACGCAUAUAAACGACCCCUAUUUUCAAUCUGAAUACUCUUCUCGGGUCGGAUACGAUUUGUUGCAUAUCUCUAGUUAUGGCUCAAGUUAUGUCUCUUUCAACCGUAACGGAUAUUGUAGGUCACUCAAAAUCAAAGAUACUGUAAGGGAGAGCCAUAUCUUGGGAUCUUGCUCUGGCCUUCUUCUACUCGUCAUUGAUAAUAUUCUAUGCGUCUUGAAUCCACUUACCAAGAAGUUUCGAUUCUUUGAUCAGUCUAGGCUCAUGUGUUUCACUGGGGUAUCUAGCCGUGAAAGGAAAAGGAACAUCGGGUUCGUGGUUAAUCAAGUUGAUCGAACCACCCAGAGUUUCAAAGUCGUCCACAUGGUCGAUACGGGAAGAACGUAUAUGUUUGAGAUCAACGGUGGAAACUCAUGGAGAAGUUUGGAAACGACGCUUACUUGCCACUCAAGUCUAAUGCAAACCCCUGUUUACUUGGAAGGGUCUCUUCACUGGUUGAGAAACGACGGUAGCAUUGUGGCUUUCAAUCUCGAAACGGAGCAAGCACGGCUAAUCCCGGUCAAAGUCCCCCUGAAACUGAGUUUAAAAACGCUCUUUGCUGCUGGAGAUAAUAGCAUAACUUUGAUAUCGGCAACGGAUGAAGUAAUUUACUUUUAUUCCCUUGAGAAUAUCCUCAGUGAUAGUCCCAAGUGGGUCCUCGUGAAGCAGAUCCUGAACGGAGUGAUGGACAAAGAGAAUAUUUAUUAUUGGACCGUUGCGGCUUACAGCGGCAAGUGUUUAGUGUUGAGUGAGUGUAGCGAAGAUUACAACCGAGGGGUUCAUGUGUACCACUUGAGUGCUGACGAGUGGGUAGCCAUGGGUUCGAUUCCUGGAUGGUGCGAUGCAAAUCAAGAUUUUUUUCAGUUUACACGGUCUGUUUCUUCUGUAGUGGGACUCGAUGAGAUAUUGGAUUGUGGUGAUCGACGCAUCUCCGCUCUAAGCUCGAUUAUGGCACUGAUUGAUGGAAGCUCACCAGAAGAAGUUGAAAAUCAACUUAAGAAAAUAUCGGCCAACAAGAAAAGAAGAGUAGUUUAUAAAAAACUCGUAGCAUAG
Eruca vesicaria subsp. sativa (arugula) is the source of this 1185-nucleotide messenger RNA. The record is from the annotation of a GenBank genome assembly. NCBI's taxonomy places the organism in Eukaryota, Viridiplantae, Streptophyta, Magnoliopsida, Brassicales, Brassicaceae.